Molecule: messenger RNA, 615 nt
Organism: Fusarium redolens
Lineage: Eukaryota; Fungi; Ascomycota; Sordariomycetes; Hypocreales; Nectriaceae
Exons: 3
Coding region: 1-615 (204 amino acids)
Source: RefSeq, a predicted model, not a curated record
AUGCCAAAUUUUGAUGCUUCGUUAUUUGAGAUAACACAAGUAUCGUCAACAGUGACUGUAGACGAUGCAGUCACCUUCUUCAAGGAGCAUGGCAUCUUCUACUACGCUGAUGCAAAUAUUGCAAAACAAGUAGAAAGAUUUGGCAUUCAGCCUCUUCGCGAUCCCAAGUUUCUAAGGGAAUUCACGUUGGAAGAUCCACGACUUGCGCGUAUUCUCGAAUCCUAUGAACCAACCUACACCUAUGUCCUUGGUCCUCAUCGAGGAGCAUUUUACUGCCAGUCAGUGAAGCCAAAACCGGAACAUGCCAACCAAGCCAUCGUGUAUAUAUGGACCAAACGAACAUGGCUGGAAUUUUUCCCGACAAGUCAUGCCGGCCCUCUUAGAGGAGUGUCUGCAUCGAACGGGCUCUAUCAGGUCCCGUAUUUAUGGUAUCGGACGAAGCCUUGGAUUCAAGAUGAAGCAGAAAAAGAGAGACUGAAAGAGAUUCCUAUUGAAAUGGACGAAGGUGGUGUACUGAUUGUACACCCUCGGAUGACAUUUGCGGUCCAAGAAGGGUUCGCAGUUGCGUACGGAUGUAGGAAGAGAGACGCAGGAGAUCCAGACACACAGCAAUGA